UCAGAUGCUAUUUGGAACACUAUCAAAUGUUACAACACUCAGGCUGCCGCUUUGGUCCCACCUAGGCCAAAACUAGCAUGGAAAGACAUUGUCGAGUAUAGCUUCCUAGGCGAAUUUGACCUAUUGUGUCACUCACAUACUGACAUUCGAGAUGCUGACUGGACUACACCUGUUCAUCACGAGGCCACAGUGAAAUACUUCAAGCUUCAAUGCGCUCGGGAAGAAGUACAGCAUCUCAAUAUUGAAGUCGGAUGUCUACGCACAGCAAUACAUGACAAAGAAAUCAAGACCAAUGCAACUAUAGACCAACUUGUUGUCACAAAUCCCCCACUUGCUGUAGAGUUGAGAAGACGGUGGCAGACUCAUGCUACCAUCAAUGCUGUCCAUCUCUACUGGUUAAAUCAAGUUGAGUUGCAACCUGCAUUUUCAGGCAGGCAU
Messenger RNA from Suillus bovinus, 438 nucleotides. RefSeq lists its product as uncharacterized. The annotation marks the transcript as partial. The transcript has a single exon. NCBI's taxonomy places the organism in Eukaryota, Fungi, Basidiomycota, Agaricomycetes, Boletales, Suillaceae. The record is from RefSeq and is a predicted model, not a curated record.